CCGCAUGGCCGGGGGUCGGAGCGGGGCGGUAGCGCCGGGCUGUGCUGAGGAGAACAACUCAUCUCCCCACCGAGGAGCAGCUCCCUUCCCUUCAGGUGCCUGCAGUGGAGAGGGGCUCAGCUACCUCCUUCCUAUGCCCUCUGAGCUCUGCGGGCCUUGCCAGACACAUCUGUGAGGGCCAGCUGCUACCAGCGCACGAUGAAGGCCUGGUUCUCUGAGUCGGGGCAAAGAGUGGAAGUUUUCAUCCCCUCUCGGCGCUGGUUCCGGCCGCUCCUGAGGCGCUGCUGCCAGGCCUGCACCCCGAGGAGCUGGGAUGGCUUCUACCACGCUCGUCUCUCCUCCCUCGGCUUCCACAGUGCCACCUGGGUGACGGAGGAGGACACCAGGUUCAGGGGCUGGCUGGUGCGACGGAUCUGCUGCAUCCUGGCUGUGGGCAGCUGGAAAGUGCUCACCGACACCCCCAGGGACCUCCUGGAGAGAGUCUGCAGCAAUAAGAGGGUGCAGGAUGUCGCUGCCAGCCAGGCACGCAGCUGCAGAAGGGACAGCGAGUUCCAGCAGCAGUGCAAGGAGAAAGUCCUGGGGAUCCUGGCUAGGAUCCAGGCCCCGCUCUGCCUCCCCGUGCUCAGGCUGUGCUGCUGGGCUCUGCUUCGCUUUCUGAGCCGCCUCUUUCUCAGCGUGCAGCUGCACCGGGGGCAGCUGGAGAUGGUGCUGAGGGCCGCCAGGACGCCCGGCGUGCCGCUGGUUUUCCUCUCCACCCACAAGUCCCAGGUGGAUGGGCUGCUCUUGUCCUUCCUCCUCUUCUCCCAGGGCCUGGGGGUGCCCAGAGUGACGGUGGGCAACUUGACCUGCAGCCCUCGCCUGCGGGCCUUGCUUGGCUGUCUGGGAGCAGUUUUCCUGCCCACGAGUGUGGAGCAGGCUUUGAGUGGUCAGGAUGGAGAGCUCCCAGCAGCUGUGCUGACCUCGUACGUCGAGGAGGUGCUGAGGAGCCAGCAGCCUCUGGUGAUCUUCCUGGAGGAGCCCUGUGCCCUGUGGCACCUCUCCAGCGCGGCCCGUGCCUGGCUGGCCCCGCUGUGCCGCGCUGUGCAGGAUGGUGCUGUGCCUGACAUCCUCCUGGUCCCUGUGGGCAUCGCCUACGACCAGACGCCCGACAGAUUCUGCACGAAUGGAGCGCACAGCGCUCAGCCCCUCGGCCUCGGGGCCUGCCUCUGGGCUGCGUGCCAAGCCCUGUGCCGGUGCUUUGGCUGCGCUCGUGUGGACUUGGCCCAGCCCUUCUCCUUGCAGGAGUUUGUGACACAAAGCCUCAUCUGUCGGAGCACCAUGGGGAAGCCACUGGAGGAGCUGCUGCCCACCAUCCUCGGUGUGCUACAGCCGGAUUACAGCAGGGCGGAUGGUCCGGAGCACGGAAUGACCACCAGCUCAGAGGCAGAAGAGGAAAUGAUGGUGACAAAGCUGGGCCUGCAUGCCCUGAGCGCACCUGCGCUGGAAACAGGCCGCAAACAGCAGUGCCUCUUGCUCCUCGCAGAUGCCAUUGCGUGCUCUGCCAUCACAGCUGUGGGGAUCACAGCGGCGCUGCUGCUGCACAAGCACCGCAAGUGCGUGCGGCUCUCACAGCUCAUGGCAGACUUUGCGUGGCUGCUGGAGGAGACGCUGCUACGGCAGCAUGAUGUGAGCUUCUCGGGGCAGCUCUGUGCCCUGGUGCUGCACAGCUUGGCCCUGCUCAGAGCCCACCUCACCCUCUACCAUCUUGCACCCCUGGGUGAUGUCAUGGUGGUCGUCAAGGACUCAGCAGAGACGCAGUGGGAGCUGAGCCGCCACAGCGCUCAACUUGUGCCCGUCUUUGCCAGUGAGGCGGUGGGAGCCUGUGCCAUCCGUGCCCUGCUGCUGGAGCUGCUGCCCUUUGUGGGGGAGGCCCCCUGCCCCUCCAGCAUCACCUUCAGUGAGGACGAGCUGCACCGCAAGAUCCUGGCGCUGCUGCAGCUGCUGCCCCCCAACCUGCUGGGGCUGAAGCCCUGCCAGCCCCUUGACUGCCAGAGCCAGGAUGUCUUGGACAAGCUCACACUGUGCGGGCUGCUGGAGGCUGAAGAGGAGGGUGAGCGCUAUCUCUGCGAUGUGUCCUCGUGGCGAUGCGGCAGGACUCUGCAUUGGACCGACCUGGACUUCAGUGACAGUGACAGCGAUGACAGCCACCGCAAACGCUGCUUCAGGAUCCGCGAGCCCAAAGACUCACCUGGCUUCCUCCUCUUCUUCUGUCACCUCCUCAGCCCUGUGCUGGCGACCUAUGUGCGAGCAGUGGCUUUCCUGGAACAACACAGCUGGCCCCAGCCAGAAGCAAUGUGUGCAUGUGCACUGCAGCAGUUCCUGGCAGAGGAGGACGGUUUGGAGUGCCCCAUGCGCACCUCCAGGAGCCUGGUGCUGAGCACACUGCAGAGCUUCAAGAACAUAGGGGUGCUGAAGGAGACGCAGAGCCCUUUGGGGCCCCUUCUGCACCUCGUGCAGCCAUUCAGCUCCAGCGAGGGCCAAGGGAAGCUGCGAGCCUUCCUUGAGCAGUUCAUGCAGCUGUAGCCACCAACCCUGCAGAGCAAUAAAGUCGGGUGCAGCAGCUG
Tympanuchus pallidicinctus (lesser prairie-chicken) is the source of this 2603-nucleotide messenger RNA. It is a transcript of the gene GPAT2, whose product is annotated as glycerol-3-phosphate acyltransferase 2, mitochondrial. The transcript has 23 exons. Bases 199 to 2562 code for a protein of 787 amino acids. Gene Ontology annotation, cellular component: mitochondrial membrane. The record is from RefSeq and is a predicted model, not a curated record. Lineage: Eukaryota; Metazoa; Chordata; Aves; Galliformes; Phasianidae.